UGACAAUUCAGUUCUGAGCAGUGGCUGAAAGUGAAAGUGAAAAUUUUUGGGUGAAAGUCAAAUAAUAACAACAUGGUGUCCAGACUGUUCCUUCUGCUUCUCCUUCUACUGCGAAUUGCAAUAUUUUCAGCUCUGGAAAUGACGGCUCCUCCCACUCAUCGGGCAGAAAUGGGAUCCAACAUCAUGAUUCCAUGCACAUUCCGGGUGGAUGAGCCUCCUGUGGAUCUCAAAUUCCUGGCAAUAAUUUGGCACUUUCAGGAUAAAGAGGUUCUGAAUUACACAAACACAAGCCUAGUGAGCACACAAAACCCCCGGCUGUCACUUAACAAGGAUACUACAGAGGAUGGAGUGGCUUCUCUCAUUAUCUCCAAUGUGACCAUAUCCGACGGGGGGCUUUACAGGUGUAGGGUGCUCUAUAGCCCCAAACAUAUGUACAAGGAGGUGAGACUGGACAUUCAAGCCCCACCACAGAUCACCAUCACCAAUAAAGUGAUUAUUAAGGAUAAGGAGAGUGUCCUGAGUGCCUCCAUUACCAGGUUCUACCCCGUGGACAUUGACAUUAAAUGGCUGAGAGAUGGGAAGAUACUGGCUGGUGUAAUUUUGCUCACUCCCCAGAGGAAUGUAGAUGGUACAUACCAAGUGAAUAACUAUAUGACCAUUGUUCCCACUGAGGAGAACAGGAACCAAAACUUCUCUAUCUGGGUCCAACAUGAGUCUCUUUCUUCUCCUCUACAGGAGGAUUUCCAACUGAUCUAUGGAGCUGCUCCUUCCAUUCACAUCACCCACCAGGUAUUCCACUUGCAUCGAGAGCAGGAGCUGGUGUGCCAGGCAUGGGGCUUUUACCCAGAAUCCAUUGUCAUGAACUGGUUCCUGAAUGGAAGUCAUGUGGAAACAGCCAAUAGGAAAACAGUUAAUAGCUCGGCUGUGGAGUCCAUCUACAGGAUCCUUCCCACGGAUCAGAACUGGGGAAUGGAGAUCUCCUGCGAGGUGGAACAUCAGACCCUGCCCAGCCCUCUGGUGGAGAAACUGCUCAUCUUGGGGAAUGAUGGGAAGGUUAAGUACAGAGCAGUGGUUCUAUCAAUAGCGAUUUUAUCUGUGAUCAUCACAUUUACCCUAAUCAGCCUUUUCCUAUGGAGGAAAUUCUCCAGCCCAAAGGCUCCUGAACUCUUGGGCCCCAUAGAAUGUUCCCUGUGUGGGGCAGAGGAGAUCCAGUACUCUCUGAAUCUGCAGAACUUCUACCCACGGGACAUUAAUAUCAAGUGGACCUACGGAGAGAGGAAUGAGAAAGUGAAUACAUCAAGUAACAAAUUCAUUAGGACUGCGGGAGAAAAGACAUUCAGUGUGCUUAGCGAGUGCCGGAUUCCCUGGCAUCAGUACACAAUGCGAGUGAUUUGGGAACACGAGACCUUGGCAGAACCUCAAUACAGAGAAGUGCGAGUAACAGAUUUGCCAUGGCAUCCAGUAAUGGAAGAGAUACUCACUCCUGAUGUGUAUGUGGGCACUGAGGCUGAAAUCCAGUGUAAUAUCUCUGGCUAUUUCCCUGAUAAACUCACUGUCACUUGGUAUAAGAAGAAGGAGAAUGGCAGAGAGAAACUGGUUAACAAUGGUGGGAGGUACCAGAUCCCAAAUAUCCAAUCCCAGUACCAACUGGAUCAGACUUUCACCUGUACGGCACGUUUGCUUUUCUCUCCAUCACUGACUGAGGAACAUGGGACACAAUUUAUCUGCAGAGUCAAACACCCCAGCCUGGGGGAGGAGAUAGAGAGACGCACAGGGACAUUAUAUGUGAGGGCUCGUCCCAAGGUGAGUAAGUUCAGAAUGGCAGGAGAAUGGGGUCUCUCCUUGGAGGCGGAGGGGUUUUUCCCUAGAGACAUUGGAUUUUCCUGGGAAGUUGUGCAGGGAAAUAAAAGGGACGUUACAAGUCUCCCAUGUGAGUUCAGCAUUAGUGAAAAUACUGAUGGGACCUAUAAAGCCACAAGUACCUGUCACUGUCUGAAGGAUCAGCUGAACUAUCUGCACACUCUGAGGGUCUCUGUCCAACAUGAAGCUCUGGGGGCCCCAGCCUGUAAGGACAUAACACAAGAUUUCCCAUGGCGCCCACAGGUGGGAGAGAUACUGGUACCAGAACUGAUAAAGCUUGAGGAAACCCAACUGACAUGUAACAUCUCCAACUACUUCCCUGAUGCUCUAACUGUCACCUGGUUUAUAAAGAACAAGGAGAGUGAGGAAUUAACUGACGUUACUCAGUAUAUGAGGUACCGACCUGACACUGUGUCCCAGUACCAACCGGAUCAGACUCUCACCUGUACAGCAAGUUUGACUUUCUCUCCAUCACUGGGCAUGGACCUUGGAGCAGAAUUUAUCUGCAGAGUCAAACACCCCAGCCUGGGAGAGGAGAUAGAGAGACGCACAGGGACAUUAGAUGUGAGGGGUGAUCCAACAAGUCUCAGCCCAUCAGUGGAACAAUGGGAGGAAAUUGACUGAGGGCAGGAGAUAAUGGAAUGGUCAGUUUGUGUCAGUGCCACUUCUGAUGGGUCUGUGGAAAACACUGAUUUAAGGAUUAAGGACAUAUUCAAGGUAUAUAUAGACAAUAAGUACUGAUACCCUAAUAAGUCUGCACUUACCUCCAUAAUAACAAUAGUUAGAGGCAUCAGGGCAGAUAAUCCAGUAUUCAGGCUCCACUAAGUCUCCACUCACCAGUAUGUGUGUCUGUGAAGCUUCUCGGCCUCUUCAUGGAAACAAUAGGAACUUGCUGGGAGGUGGGGCCAAUAGGGGCAUAAAAAGGGCCACAAAGGGAGGCUCGGAGGCCAGUCUCCGGCACAUCAGUUCUACUGUUUCACUUACUCUUCCGCCAUCAUUUACUUGGGACUGUGGAUGGACUUUUGUGGCACUUCACAACUGACUUUUUAUUCACUUACUUCCAUAGUAAAACGUGUUUGGUCUUUACAAAAUAAAGUGAAAAAUGUCAUGUGGUUACUCUCCAGUUAUUCAGAGAUAUACAUAAUUAAUUUGGGUUGACAAAAGUCCAGAGUCCAUCAAGGUAUUCUUUUGUUUCAUCCAGGGGUGUAACUAGAUAUUACCAGGCCCCAUAGCAAAUUCUUUUUCAGGCCCCAAAAAUGGCAAGAAGUUUAGCUGUUUUACUAAUAGUUAUUGAAAUUGUAUAUAAGUUAGUACCUCUUGGGGCCCUAUACCUCUUGCUUCUCUGUAGUUACACCCCUAGUUUCAUCAUUUUCAUGGCACCAGCCAUAUGGGGAUUGAAUGGCAAUCAGACUCAGCAGGUGGCAGUUAUAAAGUACAGGCACAAUACUGGCACUUUCUUACUUUCAGUACACAAUGCUCAGGCACACCCUGCCCUUCUUCAUAUUAAACUCAGUGCUCAGCUGGGGGCCCCCUUCACUAUGAAGCUUGAAAUGAUUCAGCUGGGACAACUGAGUGGGUGGCAUGGGGUAGAGAACUCAUUGGUGGGGCAGGGGGGCAUGGCAUUAAAGGAGUUAAAAGUUGGUUGGAAACAUCAUCAAGUAGAGGAGAAGCAGUGAUCCACAUUUGCUGAGAUCACUUUGCUGAGAUUUGGAGAUUCUGAACUGUUCCAAUUGGCUGAUCCAUUAGUUGGUCCAUUUCUCAGUAGGAUCUAUGGGGAAUAUAAGUGCAACUACGGGUUGAAACACCACAAAACGAACUAUAAGUGCAGUGUGGGCACCAAAAUUCAAUGAUACUAAUAUAUGUGGGGGCAGAUGGGCUGGGGUGUCCUCCAACAAUUUGACAUAUAUACACAACAAGUGGGACUAUACUCCCCGCCCAUGUGACCCCCAACUACUCAAUUAUACAUGAAUGCUUCAAAUAUGUAAAAGGCAAUAUUUAUUGUUCAACACUAUGCCAUAUCUCAAAAUAAAA
Messenger RNA from Xenopus laevis (African clawed frog), 3891 nucleotides. RefSeq lists its product as uncharacterized. Lineage: Eukaryota; Metazoa; Chordata; Amphibia; Anura; Pipidae. The record is from RefSeq and is a predicted model, not a curated record. Bases 73 to 2484 code for a protein of 803 amino acids. The transcript is spliced from 11 exons.